GCUCACUCAUUAAUAACUUUCUAAACCAGAACAAGCAACAGACAACUGUAAACUACUGUACCAACUACAAGGAUGGAAAGUUGGUGUUUAGGUGAUCUAAAACCACGUAGGAUGGAAAAUAAAGAUCCAGAGGAACAAGUUGGUAUGCGCAUAUACUCAAUCCUGGAAAAUCAAGAUCUGAAUAAGGUGAAGAAGAAUCUUUUGAUAGGCUCAGAGACCGAAAGCAAAAAAACAGAAGCCAUAAAAAUGUUCCUCUGCCCCCAGUGUGGAAGGAGCUUCACACAAAGACAAAACCUGAAGAUUCACAUGAGGAUUCACACUGGAGAAAAGCCAUUCGAGUGUCAACUGUGUGACAAGAGCUUCUCAGAUCCCAGAAACCUCAGAGAUCACAAGCUCUCUCAUUCUGGAGUGAGAGCUUUUGGCUGCGAUCUCUGUGGGAAAAAUUUCAUGAUUUCUUCUCACCUGAAAAGACACAUGAGGAUCCACACAAACGAGAAGCCUUACUUGUGCUCGAUUUGUGGACAGAGUUAUUCACGCAUGGACCAUUUUAAAGAGCACCAGAAACUGCAUGCUGAUGUGCGACCGCAUGUGUGCACUGAGUGUGGAAACUCCUUCAAUUUGGCCAGUCAUUUGAAGGACCACCAAAAACGUCAUACUGGAGAGAAACCUUAUAAGUGUUCACACUGUGGAAAAGGCUUCUCUCAGUCAGGAUCUAUGAGAAAACAUGAGAGAAUUCACACAGGAUUGAAGCCAUACAUCUGUUCUUCAUGUGGGAAAACCUUCACCCAGUCGAGUGCUCAACUGAAACAUGUGAAAAUGCAUUGCCCGAUGUUGUCGAAGGGGUAAAUACACUGUAAAAACCAACAGAAUAAAAUGAGUGUAGUUAACUUAA
Molecule: messenger RNA, 892 nt
Organism: Danio rerio (zebrafish)
Lineage: Eukaryota; Metazoa; Chordata; Actinopteri; Cypriniformes; Danionidae
Source: RefSeq, a predicted model, not a curated record